Capronia epimyces CBS 606.96 is the source of this 1470-nucleotide messenger RNA. RefSeq lists its product as uncharacterized. Gene Ontology annotation, molecular function: FAD binding. NCBI's taxonomy places the organism in Eukaryota, Fungi, Ascomycota, Eurotiomycetes, Chaetothyriales, Herpotrichiellaceae. The coding region runs from base 1 to 1470 and encodes 489 amino acids. Gene Ontology annotation, biological process: secondary metabolite biosynthetic process. The transcript has 2 exons. The record is from RefSeq and is a predicted model, not a curated record.
AUGAGUUCGGCACAGUCUCAGCCCAACGUGGCACCUCUUAUAGCCAUCGUAGGAGGUGGUCUGGCUGGCUUGACUCUUUCCAUCGGUCUAUCCCGGCACAACAUCACCCACAAGAUAUAUGAAUCGGCCCUCGCAUUUUCAGAGAUCGGAGCUGGAAUCGCCCUGGGACCAAACAGUGUCAGGGCACUGGAGCUGAUAGACCCGGCCAUCACUGUCGGAUUCAACAAGUGUGUGACGUAUAACGAAGGCGUGGGGACCGAUGAACAUGGCAAUGGGAUCGGGGAAGGACGAAAUGAGUGGUUGGAUAUCCGAGUUGGGAUGGCGGACGGUUUCCAUGACCUGAUCACCACGGUCACACAUACCGGCUGCACCAAGCCAGGGCGGGCGUGUUUCCAUCGAGCCAAGUUCCUGGACGAGCUGAUCAAGUUGAUACCGCCAUCAACCACGCAGUUUGGUAAAACACUCCAGUCAAUCGAAACCGCCAAAGACCAAGAGGAACCUCUGGCUCUUCGUUUCGCAGACGGCACCACUGCCACUGCAUCGGCCGUCAUUGCGUGUGAUGGGAUCAAAUCGGGGGUCCGCAAGUCAUAUAUCCUGGGCGACGAUGCCGAUUCUCAUCAGCCGGCGGGCCGGCCUCAGUUCACCCAGGAGUAUGCCUAUCGAGGCAUGUACACUCGAGACCAAUUUAUCGACCUGACCAAAGGUAGCAUCAGUCCAGGUAAAGGGACUCUCUUCUGUGGAGAUCACGGAUAUGUGGUCAUGUACCCGGUGGAAAAGGGCCAGUUUGUGAACAUGGUGGCCGUCAAGCGAGUGCAUGACUCUGACCACAUUGGGAUUGGGGCCGGGGAACCUGUCACCAGCACCGACAAGGCUAAGGCUUUCGUGCCCCCCGACGAAAACGACUCGAACUGGGUGCAGCCCGUGGAUCCGGACACGGCUGUGGCUGAUUUCUCAGAUUGGGGCGAGCCGAUCCGCACCCUGCUUUCCCAGAUCCGACGGCCAGAACGAUGGGCUCUGUAUGACCAUUUGCCCGCACCGACCUAUGUCAAAGGCAGAGUGGUCAUCCUGGGUGACUCUGCACAUGCCUCUACACCGCACCAAGGUCAAGGCGCCGGGAUGGCCUUCGAGGAUGCACUUGUCCUAAGUGGCAUCCUGGGGAAGAUGCUCGAGAACGGUUGCGGAGGACACAAGUCCGAGGCUACUGCCACCACCACUACAAAGAUCGAAGCCUGCUUCCGUGCUUACGAUGCGGUGCGCCGUCCUCGCACCCAGGAACUGUGCAGGACAAGCAGGGAGAUGGGCGAGAUGGUCGAGUUCGUCUUGCCGGGUAUCGGAAGCGAUCUGGCCAAGAUGAAGGCUAACCUGGACAUCAGGAUGAAGUGGAUCUGGGAUCUGGACCUACAGGCCGAAGUUCAACGGGGAGUAGAUAUAGCCAAAGACAUACUCACCCACGACCCUACCGGGCCGUGA